AGCAAGUAUUCGUGGUCUGGCUUGCCGUCGCUAUCUGAGUCUGUGAGGGAGGGCCGUGUUAAGCGACUGUGAGGGGGAAAGGAAUGUGGUAUUGUGCGCGUGUCGGAUGGAGGAUGACGCAGUCGUCUGUGAGCGGAACGGUUUCACGCGGUGCGCUAAGGAGGGCGCCGCUGCGAGGGGAAGCGAAGAGCGUAGGUGGGCGGCCAGGCUAGUGGGUGAGGCUUGUGUGCGAGCGGAGUAUGGUUUGGAGUUGAGAGAGGGAGCAAGGGGAACGAGAACUGCAGGCCUCGAAGGCACUCGUUGCGACUGAGGUGUGAGGAGGGGUGGUUGGAGGUUGCGUCGAUGUUACACGGCGGGGAGGGCAAACACGCGGGAGGGAGGGUUGGAGGGCUGCGAGGUUGG
Neohortaea acidophila is the source of this 402-nucleotide messenger RNA. RefSeq lists its product as uncharacterized. The transcript has a single exon. The record is from RefSeq and is a predicted model, not a curated record. The coding region runs from base 107 to 310 and encodes 67 amino acids. NCBI's taxonomy places the organism in Eukaryota, Fungi, Ascomycota, Dothideomycetes, Mycosphaerellales, Teratosphaeriaceae.